Lethenteron reissneri (Far Eastern brook lamprey) is the source of this 2162-nucleotide messenger RNA. RefSeq names its product peptidyl-prolyl cis-trans isomerase G-like. Gene Ontology annotation, cellular component: mitochondrion; cytoplasm. Gene Ontology annotation, biological process: protein peptidyl-prolyl isomerization; protein folding. NCBI's taxonomy places the organism in Eukaryota, Metazoa, Chordata, Hyperoartia, Petromyzontiformes, Petromyzontidae. Gene Ontology annotation, molecular function: cyclosporin A binding; peptidyl-prolyl cis-trans isomerase activity. The record is from RefSeq and is a predicted model, not a curated record.
GCGUGUGCAGCGCGCACUGUACAGCGGGGCCCCGCGUGGACAUCGGCGCUGCGCACAGUGCGCCUCUCCCAGGUGCUAUCGGCUCGCCCGCGCUCCUCUCUCCCGGCCGGCUCCGCGGGAUUAUCGCGGGCACUCUUAUUGAGCCCGGCAUACAUCUACGGCGGUCUCGUUCUGUCGAGAAAGUCUUACGGCGGCGGCGAGUGCGGGGUCGAAGGUGGACUUGGUGAGAAUCCUGUAUAUUGGAAUUCAUUGAUCGCGGCCGGACUCGAACGGAGCAUCGAGACGCGUUCAACUCUCUACGGCGCAUUGCUCGAUCGCGUGCUCCACCCUCAUCACCCACCACCACCCCAACUCCAUCAUCGGCCUCCGACCUGCUGCACCGUCGAGUUUCUCCACAGCGCCCGCCGAGAUCUCUACCUCGUCACCGACUCGGCCGCGUGGCCCCCGUCGAGCCGAGUUCCCGACACCACCGUCGGCUCGGGUUUGUGUCGUAGUGUGUGUUUAGCGCGACGACUUGAGGAGCUGCUGUGCUCACCGCCAUGGGAGUUAAAAACAGACCAAGAUGCUUCUUCGACAUUGCCAUCAACAACAUUCCAGCUAGCAGGAUCGUCAUGGAGCUGUUUUCCGACGUUUGCCCAAAAACUUGCGAAAACUUCCGCUGCCUUUGCACAGGAGAAAGAGGUGUGGGCAAAACAACACUGAAACCUCUGCAUUACAAGGGAACUCCGUUUCAUCGCAUAGUCAAGGAAUUCAUGAUCCAGGGCGGUGACUUCAGUGAAGGAAAUGGCAAGGGUGGGGAGUCGAUCUACGGAGGAUUUUUCAACGACGAGAGCUUUGCGGUGAAGCAUGAUGAAGACUUCCUCCUGUCGAUGGCGAACCGCGGGAAAGACACCAACGGAUCGCAGUUCUUCAUCACCACGCGGCCUACGCAGCAUCUGGAUGGGGUGCAUGUGGUGUUCGGCAAGGUGGUGGCCGGGCAGGCGACCGUGCGGGAAAUCGAGAGCCAGAAGACCGACCCCAACAGUCGCCCGUAUGCCGACGUCCGCAUCGUGAACUGUGGCGAGCUCGUCCUCAAGUCUAAGAGUAAGACAAAGAGCUCGUCCAGCAGCUCCAGCGAGACCUCCUCCUCUUCCUCUUCGGACUCGAGCAGCGACAGCGACGAGGAGGCCACAAAGAGGAAGAAAAAGAGGAAGACCAAGAAACACAAAUCUGCCAAGGGCAAAAAGGAGGGAAAACGCGAGAAGACGAGCGAGGCGGAAGUGGGGGCCAAGGAGGCGGUGGCGGGGGAGGCGAGCGCCCCGGAGCGCCACGAAGUUGAGAACGACGCAGCGGUGCCCUCGGUGCGGCCCGACGAGAUCCCCACGGGGCCCUCCAACAGCUUCCUCAUGCGGCGGAGCCCCCAGCGGACGGACGAGCAGAGCAGCACCAUGACAAACUCUGGCGCUGAGUACCCACGUCAGUGGAACCGGCCCAAGUACACGCGGUCAGGUCGCAAGAUCAAAGGGCGCGGACCCAUGCGCUACCGCACGCCGUCGCGCUCCCGCUCCCGCGAGCGCGGCUCCCGCGGGGGCAUGCGCAGCGACACGCCGCCGCACUGGCGCGCCGAGCUGCAGCGCCGGCGCCACAGCUGGCAGCUCCAGGGCAACCGGGAGCCGGGGAAGACGGAGCGGUGGAGCGCCGGCAGCGCCCUCGAGACCAGAGGCAAGGAGAGGCACAAGGAGAACCGCAACGACGACGAGGAGGACGGGGAGCGCAGGAAGAGGAGGAGGCACGGCGGCGACGACGACGGCCGGGAGGAGGAGGGCGCCAAGCGCGGGGACCGGAAGAAGCCGGCGGGCGACGAGGAGCCGGAGAGGAGGAGGAGGAGGAGCGGCAAGAGGGACGGCCGCCACCGCUCGGAGGACAAGGGAGCCAGCCGAGGGGGCGGCAGGGACGAGGAGAAGGAGGAGCGUAGAAGAGGAGGAGAAAGGAGGGGGAACAGGAGGGGAGAGAGCCGGGAGGACCGUCGCGAGGGCCGUCUCAGCGCUGUCUGCACAGCGCUGAGACGGGGCGGGGAGGAGGAAGGGAGCAGCAGCCUCCGUGGCCCGGCGGGGGGGGGCGGUGGGCGACUGUCGCACCCGCCGGCCCGCUGUCUCUUCUCCGGAGCGUAUGCGGUACUUUGA